This is a messenger RNA of Cricetulus griseus (Chinese hamster), 8872 nucleotides long. The record is from RefSeq and is a predicted model, not a curated record. Lineage: Eukaryota; Metazoa; Chordata; Mammalia; Rodentia; Cricetidae.
AACUGGCCAUCCAGUCCAGGUUGUUUCUGAGCACCUUCACUCUAGCGGUUUCAGCUGGAGCUGUUUUGCUUUUACCCUUCUCAAUCAUCAGCAAUGAAAUCCUGCUUGCUUUUCCUCAAAACUACUAUAUUCAGUGGCUAAAUGGCUCCUUGAUCCAUGGUUUGUGGAAUCUUGCUUCUUUAUUUUCCAACCUUUGUUUAUUUGUCUUGAUGCCCUUUGCCUUUUUCUUUCUGGAAUCAGAAGGCUUUGCGGGCCUGAAGAAGGGAAUCCGAGCCCGAGUUUUGGAAACUCUGGUCAUGUUGCUGCUUCUUGCAUUGCUGAUUCUUGGGAUGGUAUGGGUGGCUUCUGCCCUGAUUGACAGCGAUGCUGCCAGCAUGGAGUCUUUAUAUGAUCUCUGGGAGUUCUACUUGCCGUAUUUAUACUCCUGCAUUUCACUGAUGGGAUGCUUGCUACUUCUCUUGUGCACCCCAGUUGGCCUUUCCCGUAUGUUCACAGUGAUGGGUCAGUUGCUGGUGAAGCCAGCGAUUCUUGAAGACUUGGAUGAACAAAUAUAUAUGAUUACCCUAGAAGAAGAAGCACUCCAAAGAAGACUACAUGGUCUGUCUUCAUCAGUGGAAUUCAACAUAAUGGAAUUGGAGCAAGAACUUGAGAAUGUAAAGACCCUUAAGACAAAAUUAGAGAGGCGAAAAAAGGCUUCAGCAUGGGAGAGAAACUUGGUGUAUCCUGCUGUUAUGGUUCUACUUCUUAUUGAAACAUCCAUUUCGGUCCUCUUGGUGGCGUGCAAUAUUCUUUGCCUGCUAGUUGAUGAGACUGCAAUGCCAAAGGGAACAAGGGGUCCUGGGAUAGGAAGCGCCUCUCUUUCCACUUUUGGCUUUGUGGGAGCUGCACUUGAAAUCAUUCUGAUUUUCUAUCUCAUGGUGUCUUCUGUUGUUGGUUUCUAUAGCCUCAGAUUUUUUGGAAACUUUACACCCAAGAAGGAUGACACAACUAUGACAAAGAUCAUUGGGAAUUGUGUGUCAAUCUUAGUCUUGAGCUCUGCUCUGCCUGUGAUGUCAAGAACACUGGGAAUCACUAGAUUUGAUCUACUUGGAGACUUUGGAAGAUUUAAUUGGCUGGGAAAUUUCUAUAUUGUAUUAUCCUACAAUUUACUCUUUGCCAUUGUGACAACAUUGUGUUUGGUCAGAAAAUUCACGUCAGCUGUACGAGAAGAACUUUUCAAGGCCCUAGGACUUCACAAACUUCAGUUGUCACAUACCUCAAGGGAUUCAGAAACUGCGAAGCCUUCUGCGAAUGGGCAUCAGAAAGCACUGUGAGACCUGACUGCCUCAGUAGGAUUCUGCAGCCAAGUCCUGAUGACAACUCCUGAUUCCUGACAUUCCCACAGAUACUGAUCAAUUCGUGGUGGGAUCUGGGUCCACCUGUCAGUGCUACCUUCUCAUCACUGAGAACUUGGCACUGCUGAUAAGUUUCUCAUUUGAAUUUUCUGAUUGACUUUAGAGCUUUUGGUUAAACCCUGAGUCUUAGAGACUGAGGAAAAGUUGUAUGUCUACAGCAGGGAGCCAUCUGGAUGAGAGAUAAAGAUGUGCCACCAGGCAGACUUGGACUUUCUUAGGCUUUGCUUUAUGACAUGAGACAUUUGGGUCUGCAGGCAGAAGCCUGCCUGAAAGUUGCUUGGUACUCCAAAACAUCUUCAGAAAGUCUUGGAAACUUCUGUACUAGUAGCAAACUAAGAUUUUUAUUUCCUUAAAAAACCAAAAGCAAGAGUUUGAUUCAUAUUACAGAAUCUUCAUUAGACUUCGAGCCAAUGGAAAAAUACUAGAUUCUUUUCAAACCUGAGCCUUGGUGGGCAGCCCCAGGACUAUCUUUUUGUGGUAAGCUGCAGUAGGAAGCAUACAUAUGUGAUUGUAGGUUUGGAUGUUUGUGUGUAUACACUCGAUAAUACUUCUCACAGCACAGUGACAGUGUUGUACACACUUGUAACUUAGACUUUGCCUUAUAGGCCAUAUGUACAUUCACUUUUUAAAACCUUUUUAAAAAACUGCUUCACUUCCUGUGCUUGUUGUGCCCGUGAAACCCAUAGAUGGAAACUGCUGCUGCUGCUUCUUCAUGUCUCUCAGGCUUUGGUGACCUUCAUAUACACCACCUUAAGUCUCCACCUCAGGAAAGUUACCAGAACUUAAAGGUCAUGGAAGUGCAGGUGCAGUGUUAUAUGAGCUCAUAAUUUUUCAGUUGUAAAUGUUGGGAUGGUUUCUCAACUCUCGAGUCUACUGUUAAAACACACUUUGAGUACACGCCGUUGCUGUUGCUAGGUAGCACACAAUUCACAGAAAUAUAGUGGUGCUCACAUGCACUGUGUGGCUGACAAUACAGGGUUGUGUUCAGAAAGAAGUAAAACUUUUUCCCUCAAAUUGUUGAAAAUAGUUUCUUUUGGAGAAAUUUAUGAAAAACAGGUUGUAUCUGACAUAAUUUUUUAUUUUUUACUUAGAAAAAGAAGAAAAUUUAGCUGUACUUUUACAAACCAUUGAGUCCACUUCUUUACUUACAUUGUAGCAUUUCCUGAUUCCUAAGGUUAGUUUUAAGGAAAAGGACCAUUGGUGCUGUGGCUCUGAGUGACUCAGUGCAUGCCUUCAGUGAGCACUGGUAGAUUCCUGAGUGUGAGCUCCUGCACUAGCACAAUGCAAGCCAGCUGCUGUCAAAUUUCCAUUAUCAUUAUGCCCAUGUUAGUUAAUGCCAGGCUCUGCUUUUUAUUGAAACUUGAAACUCAUCCUUUGGGCAGACCAAGUGAAGGAGAGAUCUUAGUUUUUUUCACUGCAGUCACUUUCAGUGCACACCAUUUGACGAUACAUCAAACACAGAGCUCCUGGCUAAUCUGUAAGGUAAGGUGUCUGAAAAUUUCAUAAAAUAUUAAACUUUUCAAUAUGUCUCAACUUCAAUUUUCUUAAUGUUCCUGUGUGUGUGUGUGUGUGUGUGUGUGUGUGUGCGCGUGUGUGUGUGUGAGCGCGCGAGCACGUGCUUGAGUGCGUCCGUCUGUCUGUCUGUGUCUAUUCAUGAGUGAAGAUCUGAGGACAACUUUCAGGAGUCAGUUCUUCCCUUUGACCGUGUGUAGGCCUGUGAUUGAAUUCAGGUGUCUUUACCUGAGGAGACAUCUCACUUGCCCUGCAUUGGCUCAUGUUAUAUGUCUUAUGUUUAUUUCUUAUUGUGAACUCACAUCAGAGACUGUGAAGUGGCACUGGUGUACAGGAGCAUAGGGGCAGGAAGUGGGCAUUCCUUCUAGACACAUGGGUAGCUCUGAAACCUAUCAAACAGGAAAUGUAUACCUCUAGUUCAUGGCUUUGGAACACAGUCAAGAAAACUAAGGUGUUUGACUUGCCCCAUUCUUGAGUAAAGAAUUAGGUCAGUCUGGACUGGCCAGAUUCCAGUGACUCCCAUUGGCUUGUUCAGAGUUGUCAGCAGACAGAUCUUGGAGACAUCACUCUUUCUGUGUGUUGAUGGGCACAGCCAGCAUAGCUUGCCUGCCCAUGCACCUUGUAUGUGGUGAACCUCUUUCUCUAUUCUUUACAUGCAGCCCACACUUACUGCAGAUCAAUAUGCAGAUGUCUAACAUGAUUUGAUUUUAAAAUGAGACCAAUUUUAUGGAUGUAAUGUGCAAGGACUUAGAGCUUGAAAAAACAGUAGUAGCAGCCACCUUCAAGGGCUGGCUGCCCUUGUCACACAUUGCCUGAAGCACUUGCUAUCUCUUUCUCCCUACUCAAACCUUAAUUUUAUUUAGGACACAGGAAGCCUGAAGUAGUUCCAGCUUUGACUACACUGCAGAGUAGGAAACUCUGUAGCUACUGUCUGAAAAGUUGGUACCAGCCUUGGCCCUGGAAUUCCUAAGAACAGAUAAGGAGCCCUCAUAGGAACUGAACGUACUAGAAAAAAAAAAAAAAGAAAGAAAAACAAGAAAACUAUAAUCUAUCUACAAAUCAUUACCUCUGUCCUGAGUGGUAAGGAUAGCUAAUAGAGGACAUGUGGCAUUUCAGUUUUAUAAUGAUGUGUCUCAUGUGCUUUGAAAGUAAAAAAAAAAAAAGCUUACAAAGCUUAGUAAGAUUGGACUCCACCCCAGCUUGUUUUAGUCUUCUAGAGCUCUCACUGCUGUUAGGUCCUGGAAAAAGCCUCAAAAAACCUAUUGUUGGCUCUCACAGACCACUUCUGGACCAAAAUGCCCUGAGAAUGUGCUUCUUGGCCAGUAUCUUACUCAGUUCAUGAGUUACUGAGAAUAUCUAGGGAUGAGUUAGGUCUGAUGAAGAAGCAGCAAUCAUACAAAUUCAUAAGUGUGGAAGAACUCAUGUCUGUCCCCCAUGUAGGGAGAAAGGAAGACUUUAUAAUUGUCCACAGCCUAGAGCAUGCCAGCCUCCCAAGUAUGAUUAAAGUCAAAAUUCGAGGGAACAGUGAGAAGAAAGCUUUAUCUUGCAAGAAUGCUAAGACAUCUGCUAAGUUAAGGAGGAGAUCAGUUCAUCACAAUAAAGACUGCUCUGAGGAAGAAGCCACAUUGAGAGUUCUGUGGCCUCUGAACCUUACUGGCAUGCAGUAUCCCAAUCAGGGCUGUCACCAAUGUCCAUGUGACAGUCAACGAAAGACAUGGCAGAAUAGUAAAAGUUUGUACUGUCUUCUUGAAAGGUACUUUUUUUUUUUUUUAUAAGAAAUUUACCUGAGUUGUUACUGACGAUUGCAAGAUCCCCGAGGCCUUGCCUUCAACACUAGAAUUUUCACUGCCCCCAGAACCCCAACUAAGUUGAUACCUGAUGUGUACUUCACCCCGAGGACCUGUUUGUUGCCAACAACUAGCAUCCAUUCCUGUGUCAGUAGAUAUGGACUCUGCUACUUCAGCAGCAUACAUUACCAUGGACAUUCAUAGGCUCCAGGGAUGGCAAUACCAUCUCAGCUUGUAUAUGGCCUCCCUCCAAGGCCAGAGCAGUCAGACUCCUGGAACCCUUGCUACAUUCCCAUUAGAUACAGACACACCUGCAGCUGAGUUUCCUGAGUAGAAAAGUUGGUCUCUGAGAUGCAGCUUAUCUUUGUCUCCAAUAAGUCUCCAAAUGUUGUAAUAGUAUGUCUCUAAUCAUUAAGAACUUUAUGAGCAUUAGCCUAACAUAUACAUACUUAUCCACAAAUUAUUUUUCUAUAUUAUAAACCAAAAAGAGCCAUUUAAAAAAGGGUAAAAUACAAAUAUAGAUUUUAAACACUUCUUACAUUGUGUAGGGGGAAGUUCCUGAAUCCUGGCUGUACCUUUGCUUGCUACCUGCUUCUCUGCUAUGCUCCCAUCCAGGUUGGGAGAAGACUAUCCAACCAGCCUAAGCAUGGCAAACAUGGCUCUGGCAGGCUCUGCCCGAACCCCAUUCACUCUGCCUUGCUAAAAAACCAUUAGAUUACAUGCCUAAACUAGCCCCCAGGGUCUAUUCCCAUAUUUGGCCACUUCCUCUUCCCGAGGCUGACUACCAAGGUCCACCUAUCAAAGUAUUGAAGCCCAGCAAUCAAAAGCCCCCCUUGGUUUACCUAAUUAAGAUGCCCAAUUAAAAUCAAACCCCUCAUUCUAACAUGGUUUCCCCUUUUACAUUCAAAAACUGCCACUUGCCUAUGUGCCAUGUCUGUCUCCUCUCUAUCCAGAGGCAGUUCUUUGUCCCUCCAGGACAAACACCCCUUCUUCCCUCUCUCCCUUGUUCCCUUCUCCCUUCUCUAUUUCCUGUCUUUGUCUCUUAUUCCCUGCCCUUUGUCCCUCUGGGGCAAAUACAUCUCCUUUGUGCUAAGAACUUAGUGUCGAGCCAAUACUGGUCCCUUCACUGGGAUACUGUCUCACAUGGACACUGUCUCCCAGCACAGUCAUCAACAUGCUCUUUCCCCAAAGAGAACAGAUCCUGGUGGAGGCUGAGGCAAAAGACACUUAAAUCCUUGAGAUAUAAAGAGCAAGGGAGCUUGAAAAGUCUGUAAGAUAGACACCCCAGUACUGAUUACCAUAUUGCUAAUUCCGUUGGAUGGGUCUUUAUCUGUUCCAGUGGCCGGGAGCCACCUGAGCAGAGCUGCUCAUGGACUACCAUGUACACUAAAUCUUAGCACUAGUCUCUGUGUCCAACCUGGGCCUUAAAGUAUUAAAAAAAAAUCACUAUAUCUAUGCUGACACCCACACACUCCCCCCCCCAUCCUUAGUUCCUAAUACUGUGCAGCAAUGGUUCAGAGGGCACUUACACUAUACUAGGCAUUAUAAUUUAGAGGUGACUUCAGAGUAUGUGAAGAGACAUAUGCCAGUUACAAAGGAAUAAUGUACUAUUUCCUAUCAGGGACUUGGGCAUUUGUGGUGUCUGGCAUUGGAACACUGGUGCCAAUUCUGUGGGCUCCAGGGAUUUUCAGUUGUCUGUCUCACAUACGACGACAGGAUUCUGCACCACUGUCGUUAACGUUUGGUUUAACUUGUUUUGAUGUGGAAUACCACUAAUAUUUUUCAGUUUAGAUGUUAACAGUACGUCACUAUACUACUAAUCUAUUAUAUAAAAACAAAGGAAAGAUACUUAUGCAUUGGAUAAGUGUGUCAGUUUCCUGGCUGUUGGUCAGACACUAGCUAUAUUUUGAGUAACACUAUUCCUCAUUUAUUUCAAGUGACUAAACUCACAAAUGCACAAAAUACUUUUUAUAUAAUAAAGACUACAGUUAGAUGGGUCCUUAUAUUUCCUUUGUAUAAUCACAAAGGACAGACAGCAGUGUAGUACACAACCCAAAACUCAUACAACUCAUCAAAAACCAAGGUAGGCUUUUUACCCCCUUUGUAGUUCUAGUCUUAACUUCCUGAACAUAAAUUCAGCAUUCAAGAAUUUUCUUUUGGUAACAGGAGCGGCAGAGAGGACAGGCAUGGAAAGGGGCAUUGUCUCCCAAGGAAAACUCCUCCAAGGCCAGGAGGCAGGCAUGGUGGAACAGGUGUGCACAGGACAGGAGGACUGUCUUUCGGGGACGCUGGCUGCUGGUUUCUACAGCUGCUUGUUGACAGUCAGCAUGGAGGGAGAGUGGAGUCAGGCAGAUGGAACACUCAUAGAUCUCCCGUCCAUUCUGCAGAGGCAGCCAGGAGCUGGCCUGAAGCCUACCUGCACUUGGAUUUUCUCCCAGUCCUCCUCAGUCAUCUCAUGGCCACACCUGUCAUCUAACUGCUGAAGAAUGCUACGAUUUACAGCCAAGCAGAGGUCGAUUUCUGAGAAGAGUUCAUCUAUGUUGGUGUUGUAUGAGCACAGGAUUCGGUGGCUGAUUUCUGUGAACUGAGAACAGAGGCAUUGACUGGAGCAUCUGAAUGACAGGGUAGAGUCAUUCUUGAAGGAGGAACUUGGCUUCCCUUCUCUCCAGAAGCUGUCAUGAGGCCCCACUGUCAUGUAACAGGAGUACCCUCAUCUCUGAGGACAGCAGUCCUGAGAAAAGCCUAGACCAGACCAGGUCAAGCUACCUGUCUCACUGUCCUUAGCUGUUUCCUUUUUGGGACUUUACAUUCUUCAUCAGUGAGAGCCCAGUUCACUGCUGCUUAGCUGUUGACUCAGGUCUUGUCUUCUGUAAGAAGGUGCCCAUGUCACAGGAGACUUUGUUAAGUGUUGAUGCUUUUCUCUUGCUAAUCUGUCUUUUGUUGGUCUAAUUCAACAAUUUAGGGAAGUAUAAAAAAAAGAAAAGAUACUUUUUCCUCUGCUGCAGUUAGCAAGGAAUGUGUCUGGGACUAAAGCUGACAGGAGGGAGGGAUUAGAAUCUUAGAGGACUUACAUCGCACAGUGUCUAACUUCUUGGCACUGCUACCAGGCAUGUGGAGACUAGAGCUAUCUCUUAUGCUUUGCUCAUCUGCCUGUGAAGCUGUGGCUCCAGAUUAUAGAUGAUCUUAGUGUAAGCAGAAAAGAGGAAAUCCAAGCAAAGGAGGGUUGUCCUUUUGCUUUCUUUUUUCCCAUUAAGCUCUAAGGUCACAAUGUGAAACACGUCUUGCCUAAUGACUUUAAAAAUCUUCCUCUAAGCACAGAUAGUCAGUUUAUGGAAAACUAAGAUGCCCCACUACAGAACAGAUCCCUUGGGACUUAGGUUGGACUCUACACACUAGUGUCAGUACAGAGGCAGCAUCUGCAGCGUGUGCAUGCCAUCUGAAGCGUAACCUUCAAUCAGUCUGUAGUGUUCCUCCAAACCCAGCCACUUUAUAAAGUUUUUUAUAUAUUACAAAAACAGAUUUGGGGAAGCAGCUGGUCUUAGGACAAAUGACUUGGGCGUUAGAUGCUGGUUGGCAGUGGCAAGGUAUGUAGUCAUCUCCUAAUGGCAUGAACAGGAGCUGCUGGAUGCAUCGGGCUCCCAACACUUUGAAGCACACACUAGAAUGAACUACUAUACACACACAGGAAGGCUGGGCAUUCCUGGGCAAGUUUCCCAUUAGCUUUACCUACUGCUAUUAAAUAGACCUUAAUCUGCCCGCUUCCUGACUCAUCUGGAUAUGUCUGCUGUGAUUCUUUCUCGUCUGUGGUUGUACCUUCUACAGUUACAAAGGUUUGACGCUGUGCCUGCCCUUUCCUCACGAUGCUGUCACCCUAUUUUAAAAGAGCAAAGUCUUGAGUACUAUAUUAGAAAUGUAACAUGCCUUAAACUUUAAUGGGGUUUGUGUCAAGAUAGUAAGGAGGCAUGGUGAUGCACACCUAUAAUCCCAGCAGUCAGGAGACUUGAGGCAAGGGGUUAAAAGUUUGAAGCUCGCCUGAGCUACAUGAGACCCUGUCUCAAAGUGAUUUUUUGUUGUUAAGUGUCUUGCCAACAAAGUUGUAUAGUGGUCUGCUCCAACUCAUUUUUUUUCUGUAAGUUUUCAUGACUUAUUUUUCUUAAUUAAAACAUACAUUAAAAUGUA